AUGAUGCAAUCCACUUUUGCCGCCAAGGUGCAUGGGAGUCUGGUGCUGGACGAGCUCUCUGGCGGCACCGACUUGGUUUUUUUCAUCCUCUGCAGCUCCCUCGCUGGUGCGAUCGGGAACUGGAGCCAGUCCGCCUAUUCAGCGGCCAAUUGCUUUCAAGCCGGGCUGAUUCGCCGGCGGCGCAUGCAGAACCGUGUCGGCAGCAUCCUGAGCUCGCCGAGUACCUCCGCAACAGCCUCGGGCGCUGAAGAGCUCUCCGAACGGGACCUGCAUGAACUCUUCUCCGAGGCCAUUAUCGCCGGUCAUCCCUCCUCGAAUCGAAACCCGGAGAUUGUCGCAGGGGCGCCAGUCACCGACCCGUCUCGCUCCGACGGCCCUACAACACAAGGUGAAAUCCAGUCAAUGAGGACGUGCCUGGAAACUGUGACCAGCAUGGAGGCAGCAGACGAGGUCGUCACGGAGGGUUUCUCUCGCAAAGUGCGCAAUAAAUUCAAUCUUCCCUCAGAUGCCGCGCUGCCGCCAGACACGCGGCUCACCGACCUCGGCAUUGACUCACUCGUCGCCGUCGAUCUGCGGCGGUGGUUCCAAAAGGAAUUGUUGGUGGAAAUGCCCACGAUGCACAUCUUGACUGGGCGAGUCCAUUGCCACGCUCGCGGCGGCUGCUGUAUCAAUGCUGCCACAAGCUUUGAUUCCCAUUGCGUGGAGUGUCGAUGGCUUGCAAGGAAGUGGCUCCUAAGAACAGUUCUGGUGAUGACAUGUCUUCCAGCGCCUCGCGCUCGUCGUUUCCUUCGGCGGACCCGGUAUCMAGGACCUCCUCUACUCCACGUUCAUCAGCAUCAGAUGAGUACUAAGAGUCAUGCGAAAUACGGAGACCUCAGCGGCGGAAGAUAA
Molecule: messenger RNA, 891 nt
Organism: Aspergillus pseudoviridinutans
Lineage: Eukaryota; Fungi; Ascomycota; Eurotiomycetes; Eurotiales; Aspergillaceae
Product: beta-ketoacyl reductase
Exons: 3
Coding region: 1-891 (296 amino acids)
Biological process (GO): secondary metabolite biosynthetic process; fatty acid biosynthetic process
Molecular function (GO): fatty acid synthase activity; phosphopantetheine binding
Source: RefSeq, a predicted model, not a curated record